GAUCCCGGAGCUGCCCUGACGUCAGCGGGGCGGGCGCGCCCGGGCACCGCAGCCCCGGCGGUCGCAGCUCCGCGCCCCAGUGAGUGCGGCUCCGCCGGGGCGCACCGGGUGACAGGGCACCUGCCUGAUGCCUGUCCCCACCUGACGGCACCGCCAUGGCCGGGGCGCAGGGCUGCGGCGAGGCCAAGAUCGCGGGGCUGUACGACCUGGAGCGCACGCUGGGCAAGGGCCACUUUGCCGUGGUGAAGCUGGCCCGGCACGUCUUCACUGGGCAGCGCGUGGCCGUCAAGGUGAUCGACAAGAGCAAGCUGGCGGGGGAGGCGGCGGGGCAGCUCCUGCAGGAGGUGCGCUGCAUGAAGCUGGUGCAGCACCCCAACGUGGUGCGCCUCUACGAGGUCAUCGACACCCACGCCAAGCUCUACCUCAUCCUGGAGCUGGGUGACGGUGGGGACAUGUUUGAUCACAUCAUGCGGCACGAGGGCGGCCUGGCCGAGCCGCGGGCCAAGCACUACUUUGCCCAGAUCGUCCAUGCCAUCUCCUAUUGCCACAAGCUCCACGUGGUGCACCGUGACCUCAAGCCCGAGAACGUGGUCUUCUUCCAGGAGCAAGGGGUGGUCAAACUCACCGACUUUGGCUUCAGCAACCGCUUCCAGCCCGGCAAGAUGCUCACCACCAGCUGCGGCUCCCUGGCCUACUCGGCACCAGAGAUCCUGCUUGGGGAUGAGUACGAUGCCCCAGCUGUUGACAUCUGGAGCCUGGGAGUCAUCCUCUACAUGCUGGUGUGUGGCCACCCCCCCUUCCAGGAGGCCAACGACAGCGAGACCCUCACCAUGAUCAUGGACUGCCGCUACACCGUCCCCCCGCACGUCUCGGCACAGUGCGCUGAUCUCAUCUCCAGGAUGCUGCAGCGGGACCCGAAGCAGCGAGCGUCCCUGGAGCAGAUCGAGGGCCACACGUGGCUGCAGGGGGUGGACCCGUCCCCUGCCAGCCGCUCCCUGCUGCCCCUCACCUCCCACAAGCGCGUGUCUGAGGAGGAGCACGAGAUCAUCCUCCAGGCCAUGAUGUGCGGGAACAUCGCGGAUCGGGACACCAUCCAGGAGGCGCUGGAAGCCGACCGCUACAACCACAUCACGGCCACGUAUUUCCUGCUGGCAGAGGGGAUGCUGCGGGAGAAGCAGGAGAAGCAGGGCCACCGCCACAGUCUCGUUUACAACCUGGCCAAGGAGGUUCAGAGCAGGCCCAACUUGUCGGACACAUUUGGCUCUGCGGGCAGCGCCGGCAGCCUCCUGCCCUUCACGGAGAUGGGUGGCCUCGCCGGGGCGUCCCGGCUGCCCCCUGGAGGGGACAUUGGCGGCCGGCAGCCCACCGGGACCCUGCUGAAGGUCCCUGCCGUUGACACCACCAUCACCAAGAGCACCCCUGCCCUGCAGCAGAUCUGUGAGGAGGAAGAGGAGGACGAGGAGGAGGAGGAGAGGCCCAGCGCAAUGGAGAGGAAGAGCAGCUCUCUGAACCAGGAGCAGAUGCGAGCCUUCCUGCGCGCCCACCGCCCGCCCGGCCGCGGGGAGGUCUGGGGGCCGGGGGUGGAGCUGGGGGGCCGGGGAGGGCGCUCGGGGAUGGCCUGGGCUGGGAAGGGAGUGAAUGGGGGCCGGGGUCCCCCCGUGCUGCGGGGAAAUGGAGGUGAGUCCCCAAGGAGGGAGGACACAGAGCCUGGGGGCUCCUCAGCAGAUCCUGCCACCCUCCCAAGUCCUGCAGACACGUCCCCAGGGCAGGGGGAGCAGAUCAGCCCGGCCCAGCAGUCGGUGGAGAGCUCAGGCCCUGAAGGGGGCGCAGAGAGUGUGAUCAAGCUGGACCCGGGCAAGGGCAAGGGGGGCAGCCUGCGGGACAGGCUCCUGCAGUUCCCGCUCUGCGAGAAAGCCCUGGCCUUCAAACUGCGGCCGGGCUCCAAGGAGAGCCUCUUGUCACUGGGGCAGUUCAACUGCUGCCAUGUCAUUUAAGGCCCCGGGACUGGCCCUGCUGUGGGCACUGGGAGGGCGCCCACUCCCCUGCCUUUGGUCUGUGGUGGUGGUGGGUGGCACAGUGCCCUGCUUUGUCACCUGCGGUGGCCACCCUGCCAGCACCCCCCCCGGAGCCCGCUAUGACUGACCAGCCCCCGGACAGGCCUGCACCGGCCAGUGUGUCCCCAAACCUCUGGGACAGCUCCACGACCCUGCCCGAACGGGAUGGACCACGACACUUUUUUAACUACUAGAAAUAAUUUUUUAAAAUAGUCUAUUUUAAUGUAAUUAAAUAGAGAUUGCUAUAUCCCCCCCAGACCCCUGAGUGCCCCAGCCCCACAGUGUGCAUGGCCCGGGGCUGGGCUGUCCUGCCUGCAGCCCCCCCAGCAGCCCUGGCCGGGGCCAGGCACAGCCUGGCCCGUGACCCCAGGCUGUCCCCGGGGCCCUCCCUGCAAAUAAGCUUCCUAUUUAUUAUCUCUUUGUUUUCUUGCUGGCAAGAAAUGAAUGACGACGGAGGCAUGGGCCGGAGCUCGGCCUGAGCCGUGACACAUGCCCUGGAAGGAUCGGAGCCGCUGGGAAGCAAAGUUUGUCAGGACAAUAAAAUAAACUCA
Camarhynchus parvulus is the source of this 2605-nucleotide messenger RNA. RefSeq names its product SNF-related serine/threonine-protein kinase-like. Gene Ontology annotation, biological process: microtubule cytoskeleton organization; protein phosphorylation; intracellular signal transduction. The record is from RefSeq and is a predicted model, not a curated record. The transcript has 7 exons. Lineage: Eukaryota; Metazoa; Chordata; Aves; Passeriformes; Thraupidae. Gene Ontology annotation, cellular component: cytoplasm. The coding region runs from base 156 to 1994 and encodes 612 amino acids. Gene Ontology annotation, molecular function: ATP binding; tau-protein kinase activity; protein serine/threonine kinase activity.